Molecule: messenger RNA, 6834 nt
Organism: Bombus huntii
Lineage: Eukaryota; Metazoa; Arthropoda; Insecta; Hymenoptera; Apidae
Product: serine/arginine repetitive matrix protein 1
Exons: 5
Coding region: 1610-6310 (1566 amino acids)
Source: RefSeq, a predicted model, not a curated record
CGACGUGCUCUCCACGGUAGACCGCCGUCCAGGACGAUGCAGCAGCCACCUGCGGUCCGCUGCAGGUGUUCAUGAUUGGAAAUCUGCGUAUAUGUAUGUAUAAUUUGAUGGAUAGAGAGGGGGUUGAUGACUGUCGGAAGCGAAAGGACGCGAUUCUAACCUCCAAGUUUAAACUCGAUGAAAGGGAUGGAUGAAUAGACACGACGCGAUUAAGUGGGCAUCGAGUCAUUGUACCGCGAUAAUAGCAGCACUGGUAUCGAUGAUCGGUCUGUGGAAAGUCGUGAUAACGCUCAACCAAUCAGAACAAAGAUAACAAGGGAUUCUGUGUCGAGGAUUCUUCAAGAUAACCGAGAGUAACUUGUGCUGGAUGAUUUUUAGAUGGACUGUCGAGCGUAUCCACCUUUAUAAAAAAGCAGGCAUAAAAGAAAGUAAAAAGUUUAACAAAUCUAAUUUAAAUUGCGUAUGAAUAUAUUCGUACUGUUGCUACAAGUAUAGUUGAUUGAAAAAAUCUGGAGCUAGAUAUUUUUAAAAAUUUAGUAUUGGAAGGCUGGACGCCUUUUUAUUUAAACUAUAAGGCAUGUCGAAAUUUAUGAGUAUUCCUGCCGCCCUCGAAGAAAAUUAUACCUAAAUAAGGAUGUGUCUUCCUUCAAUAUUGCCCUCCUGAAUAAGCCGUCUGCAAAUUAACCCUGUGAUCGAAACAUGAAUACUCCAACUCACCGCUGGAAGUCUGCGGUCUGUCCGACCAGUGGCUACUUUUUCCACUGUGACGUCGUCUUUCAGUGAAACGAGCUUGAAUUGAUCAGACCUCGUUCCCUGGUGUUUGCUCAAUAAUAAGACUGACUCUGAAACUAACAGUAUUCGUACUAAUGGUACAAACGUAAUCACGCUCAAGAUAAAAUGGAUAACAUUAACAGUUAUUUAACGUAAAUGUGUAAAUUAGUUGAUAAGUGUUUUUUGUAUAAUUACUCAAGUUCUUAACGCUCAAGUUUAUAAGAAAAUAAUUAAUCGUAAAAAUUACUACAAAAUAAUAGCGAUAGUUAAACUGAUCAUUAACUCCAAAGACUUAAGUUAGUACGUAACAUCAAAGUUUCAAGUCGACAAUCCAUUUCAAAGAAUUAAGUUAUCAAGCAUAUAACAUUAAAAUUCAUGCUGACAACUAAUUACAAGAAUCACUGCACAAGUUAACAAACUUUAAGCUAUCACAAAUUGCAAAUACCACUGCAAAGAUCAAGAAAAUGCAAGAUAACAAAUAAGUAAAAAGACUGUACUACGUGCAAAGAUUAACAAAACUUGAAUGACUAAUUACCUAUUAUCACCAACCUAAAGGAACCAUCUUAAGAGUUAACAAAAUCUAAAUUGUGAAUCACAUCCAAUAAGCCAGAAUAACUUCAAAAAUUAACAAUACCUAUAAUCAUCAUUUCAAUCAAAAUUACCCAUUUAUACAAAAGUCAUCAAUUACCUCCAAAAGAGAACCGCUUUAAGAAUUAACAAAGUCCAAGCUACAGAUAACAUCGAACAAGAUAAUCUCAAAAGUUAACAAUAUCCAAAUUGUCAAUUAACCAUUUGUAUAUGAACUAAUUUUGAGAGAAAGAAAGAAAGAAAGGAAAAAAUGCCGGUUAGAGCGAGAAGAAAACAAGUGACUUUUCGUAACAGCGAGCACGAGUACGAACCGAUCGCGGCGCCGUCGCCAUCGCCAAAGCCGGCGACGGCGCCGGUCGUGCGAAUCACCGACACGGAUGUGGUGCCCGUCGCUGACAGCGACGACAGCAUCGACGACCGGGCAAGGCUACCGCCGGAGCUGACACGGGCCGGCGAUGUCGUCCUCCCGUUGGACGGCAAGAUCGAGGACACCGCGAUGGAAGCUCGCGAGCUCGUGGAAACCGGCGACACCUCUGAAGAAUUGGAGACCCCGCAACAACUGCAGGAGCGGCUCGAGGAACGAUUUUUAAGCGCUGCUACUCCAGGCGCUGAGUCCAGGACUGAUGGAGAGGUCAACACUAGUCAAGUAGACUCAUUGGCAUUGGAGGAACUUCCUCUCCGUCGCGGUGCUCGCGGCUUGCCCCAACGUCUAAAAACGCAGGCUAGCAAGCUACGUUCCCGUCUGAGAAACAUGCAACGACCCACGUUCGCCUUCACUGAGCGACAAAAGCAAGACAAGGCCAGGACGACAAGCAGCGGUCGCUCGGACAGAUCCAGAUCCGAUAAGAGACCCAGUCGAAUGGAUAGAAUACGAUCUUCCUUCUCAGAAAGACCUAGAUUUAGCUUACCCGAUCGUCCGAGGUUAUCUUUGCCAGACAAAUCAAAGUUUCAUUUACCCGAACGACCGAAAUUCAACUUUCCUGAAAAGGCAAAAUUCCAUCUACCUGAGAAAGCAAAGUUCAAUAUCAAGAAGCCUAACAUUCGACUACCUAACGCUCUGACUCGCAAGAAAUCCCCUGUUCACGAACAGCGAUCUACAGAUUCCACGAUGGGCUCCAAGAAGAAUAUUUUCGACUUUCCUACUUAUCCGCGGAUAUUCGAUAAAAAAUCAAAGAGCAGAGGCGAAUACGCGACCUCUACGCCAAAAGAUUCGAGGGCACAGUCAGCAGAGAGUGCUACGUUUCCACGGACACGUAAAAGAACCGACAGAUGGACUCAGAGAUUUAACAAGACUACUGCUUUUGGCGACGAGGACCAAUCGAAUGAAGAAUCUGCGGCAGAAAGGGCUCAACCUUGGCGACACCCUUCCAUAGAGAUGCCUAGAUUGUCUAUGAGCGAAGAAGGAGCAGUCACGAUACCCUGGGAAGAGAAACACAGGGAGGAAGAGUUUCAAUAUAUGGAUUAUGAACAGGAAUCCCCAGAAAUUUCUGAUCGUCAGCCACAUCCAAGGUCAGAAACUUCCAGGACAGAAGAAGAAUCGUAUAACAGAGAUAGACCAGAGUCAGAUCUGAUAUUGUAUCCAACUGAAAAGGAAAUAUAUCAACGCGAUGCUAGAGAAGAAGAUGUGGAAGAAGAUCAAGAAGAAUGGAGACCAGAGGAAAAGAUACCUAAAAAGCAAUUCAGACCUAUUCCAAGAUCCAGGUCCUUAGAAGAGGUUCUUCGAGCCAGGCAAGAAGGUUAUGAAGGAUCUUUUGCGAUGAUGGAUCCAAGAAGAUAUGGAGUACACAAGACACCAUCCGAAGAAGAAGAAUACGAAGAAGACAUGGAUGAAGACGAGGAACCUGAACCAUCAUCCGCUCAAUCGGAUAGAGAACAACAACAUUCGAGUGCCAGCUCCUGUGAUCGACGUCGACAUGGGGUUAUUGAAGAAAUUGAUUCCGACGAGUUCUUCCUACGAGAACGUGGACUCAGUCAGGAUGACAUGACUCUUGGUAAAUAUUUAAAUAGUGAAAUCAGAGAUGUUUUGAGAACAGAAGGAAAUGUUUUAGCCAAUGACGACAUGGUACCAAUUCCUCCCAUGAGAAAGAGGUCAAUAAGAAAGCAAAAAGAAGGUUCCGUGGAGUCAUAUGAUGUAAUGCCACCAGUCAGGCCAAAAAGGGAUUCAAACAAGGUUCAUCGGAGCGAAUCUACGGAUGAACAGGUCCGUGAUCAAAGCAGUAGCGACUCCAGACACAGGAUAGUCUACCAGACAGAAGGAGAACCUGCGAAACUUCCAAUUGAACCGUUGGAUGAUAUUGUAGUAGUGAAGCCUAUGCGUAGAAAAUCGAAAUCCUUACAACGCAGUCGAUCACAACUUCCUGUGGAUACUCCACAUCCACCAUCACCAACGCCAGUGGCACCAACUCGACGGAAACGAUUGCGUAAGGAACUUGAGCGUAGAAAUGACGAAAUAGAACCUAUUUGCAAUGGACACACCGAUUGGACCAGUGAUUCUGCCCCUGAGAAACCUCUUCCAUUGCCACCUACAAUGACCACAGAACAAUUAGAGAAACAAGAAGUAUACACAGUUGAAGAAAUCAUGACAACGAGUGAAGAGAAUAUUCAGAAGCUUGGAACGAGACUUCAAGGAGAAAAAUAUGUGGAGCCAGCACCUAUACCACCAAAAAGAAGAUCUAGGUCUAGGGGAACUUCUGUAGCACUUGAUGAAGAUAGGACAUCUCAUGGUGCAGAGUCAUUGCCAGAAGCUGGUUAUGUGGAGGAGGAUAUUCCACGAGAUGACCUUGAUCUAGGAAGAGAAUUAAUAGGUUAUGCCAUUAUAGAAAAACGAGAGAAGCCACCUAGACCUCCUCCUCCGAGGAGAAAGAGGGACAAGUUUGCUACUACUCCCAGAUCUGUUCCUCCUAAACGUCCCCAAAGAGCGUACAGUACUCUUGGCCCAGCUAGGUCUAAGGAGACUAAUAUAUUAACUGACGAUACUUAUGAUAUGACCCUGCAAGAAACUGAGUCUACUCCAUACAUAGAAAUCGACUCCGAUGAUGGAGAACACAAAAACCUCCGUAGCAGUGAAGUUCUGAGUAAAAUGCAGGGACGACCACUGCCAGCUCCACCUAGACCACCAAGAUCUAGAAAAGAUAGAUCUAUAGAAAGAUCCACUCGUGAGAUACAACAGGAAAUUGCUAUGGAAACGACCACUGCCACGCAGACAGAUCCCUUACCUGAUGACAUGGUGAUAGAGGAAGAAGUAACACAGGCAAAGCUACUUGUAGCACCAUCUAGCUCAGGCUCCCAGAUUAUGGUAUCCACAGAGAGAAUACCCAGUCCAUCAAGUAUGAGCACACCACCUGUUCCUCCUUUACCAAUGUCUCAAAGACUACGUAAGGAUGAACAACCAGAACCUUCAUACGAUACUGUCUCAUUAAAAUCUCCAUCUCCAACUAGAGAAAUGGAAGCUUUUGAGGACAAACACUUAUCCGCGCCACAUCUAGGUGAACCGAUUCAUAGCGACGAAGACACGCAUUUAAAGUCCAUUAGAUCCGCCCUGUUUUCAGAUGAACCUGUGAGGAUCACCAAUCUAGAAGUUGCUGACCUAAGAGUGGAUCGUCUGAGCGUUUCCCAAAUUGAAGCUGGUAAAAUCGUUGCAUCUGAAGUGGAUGCAUUGGUCGUUACUGCGUCUGAGUUGAAGAACAUAGGUGGUAGCAUGGAGGAGAGUCUGUCUCCUUCUAUUAUUAGGGAGUUGAUGGCUAUAAGAAGCCAUUUGGAGACUGUGGCUGCAUCCAGGGUUCAGGGUCAAAAGGAAGAGAGCAAAACGAUUGAGGCGAAGACAGACAUUCCCGUUGCACAGAGGCGGAGCGUCGAAAGGAAGCCUGAAGAAGAGUCAGUUUGUGGAGAUGCAGCGGAAGAGAAACCAAAGAGCGAGGAUCAAAAGGUUGUUAGAAAAAAAGCAAAGGAUACAUCAAGCACACAUACACUAUCGGUCGCGCAGGUAGAGGACAAAGAGUCGACACACACCCUAGCAAUUUCGCAAGUAGUACCGAGUGACAAAGAUACUCCUAGCACACAAACAUUACUAGUUGGUCAGGGUACUGAAGAUAAGUCCUUACGAAUUCUAGAUACAGAAACCUCUCUUUCAUUGAGCCCGGAUACUACUAAGGAGUCCAACAUGGAAGAAUCCCGCGUGUCCCUUCCCCCAUCCAUAGCGACCGCCAUGGGAGAGAGCACGGAGCCCAGGGUGUCUCUGGAUCUCUUGUCCGAAACUAGCAACGAUCCAAUGGACCCCACCUUCGACUCUAAACCUUCAGAGUCACAAGAAUUUUUGACGUCACAGGAAAAGGACAAAGAGACUUCGCCAGAAAUCAGCGAAUGGAAAAUACGAAAGUCAAGGUCCAGGUCACCAUCUCCAAUAGGUAUCCCUAGAACACGACAGACUGCUUCUCCAGUUAGAUCACUACCACCUGCCAUCUCUGUGACUCCGGACACACCAGACAGUAUCGUGAGUCACGGCAUUACCAACGAGAUGCAGCCGCAACGUGCUGUAAUUUCUUACACUUCAUACACAGAUCAGUCGGACAGAGAAAGUCAAAGAGAAUCGUCCCAAUCGCCAAUUCCUCCCUUCCCUAUAGGAGGUACUCAUCUCAUAGCAUUUCCAGCUUCACAAGUUCCCUCACAAUUUUUAUCCCUGGCCAAUCCUAGCCUUGACACAGAACCGAGUAUUACAGACAGUACCAGGCAAUUGGUCAGAGUUCUUCGAUUAGCUGGUUUAAAAGUUAUGAGAUAUUUUGUGGGAUAUAUGUCAUCUAUGGUGGGAGAGGAGUCGAGAGAGAAGAUCAGAGAAGUGGAACUAACGCUGUGUGCAUUGUUGCUUCUGGUUGCUGGCUUAUUGAUAUUCUUCUUCAGCAACCCUAGAACAGUUACGCAUCAUCAUCAUUGGGACUAUUUUAACCCACCAAAAUAAUAAGGUACAGAUGGUGUAAGAAGACUAUCUACAAAUAGAAUCUAUGCUAUUAUGUUUGUUUCAAUUGUCCGUUGCAAAGUGAUUUUAUAUACGCAUAAUGGGCAUUCUAUUUUUACGAUCGAUAAGGAAUAAGAGAAUAGACCUAAUACUUGCAGUAGAGUAAUAAGUACACGUAUUUAAAGACAAUGAAGAUUUGGUCAUACAAUUAAGUAGUUAGGUUUGUACUCUAUAGUUAAUUGUUGAACGCUUGUUAUGUGUUGGACAAAUAUGUAUGAGUUACAGCCAAUCAAUUGACUGAUCAACUUUUCCCAGGCGAAUAUUCAUUAUGUUAAAUGAUACAUGUGAAAGAAAUAACACCUACCAUAAUUUGCUAUGAAAAUACUUGUAUUUAAUUUCUUAAGCAAUGAAUAUGUAUAAAUACAAUGUAUAUACAUACAUAUAUAUCAUGUAUGUGUAUAUGUAUAAUUCAAUUACAGAUACCUUAUUACCAAAAAUAAAUUUUGCAAUGACUAUUUUUUUAUCGA